Drosophila hydei is the source of this 750-nucleotide messenger RNA. Its product is annotated as jacalin-related lectin 34. The transcript has a single exon. NCBI's taxonomy places the organism in Eukaryota, Metazoa, Arthropoda, Insecta, Diptera, Drosophilidae. The record is from RefSeq and is a predicted model, not a curated record. Bases 1 to 750 code for a protein of 249 amino acids.
AUGACACGAGGCGUUCACAUUUGGGCUCUGCUGGCGGCUGUGGUCGGACAGGCGCUGCUCUCGUCGGGCGCAGCAAUUGCUGCUGAUGCGGAUCAGUCGCGGCUGGCCGGGCUCUAUGUCAAGGAUGGCAAUCAGAAUGGGCAGCUGCGCUUUCUGGCCUCCGGCCUCAAUACCAAUACGAAUGGUGUCGGCGGCGUCGGCGGCAACAAUGGGCUGAAUGCUGCGCUCAACGAGUUCAUCACCAACAAGCAGGACAUGCUCGAACAGCUGCGUCCUGUCACCGGCACCGGCACUGGCACUGGCACUGGCCUGGGACUGGGCACAGGCCUAGGCACUGGCCUCGGCACUGGCCUCGGUACUGGCCUCGGCACUGGCCUAGGCACCGGCGCAGCUAGCAGCAACGGCGCUGCCAAUGGCGCCAUCUAUGUGAGUCUGGCCAACGGCAAUGGCAAUGGCUCGCCCGUAACCACCACCGGCACAGCUGGCACUGGGACCGCCGGCACCGGUGUGAGCAACAGUCAGGCUGCCCUCAAUCAGGUCAUCUAUGGCUCCUCGCCCGUCAACGGCUUGCUGCCCCAGGUCAUUGGCCAGGCGGUGGCCACCCGUGCAGGUGGCAAUCGGCGACGCGUCCAGCAGCGUCGCCGUCGCGUCAACAAGAAGGGCAAAGGCAGACGUCGUCGCAGGGGCAACAAGGGCAAAAAUGGCAAGAAGCGACCCAAAGUGGUCGUCGUGCGUCCCAAUCGCGGCUGA